CUUUAGCGGAGUGUCGUUUUAAGUUUAGUCCAGUGGCGCUUAGAUUUUUUCGUCUUAAUCAGAUUUUGAAGUAUCCCCACACCCCUUACGGUGUCCGUAGCAUUUAUUUUAUAUUUUAUAUCCUUGAUCACAAAUCUUAUUAAUAUUUAUACAUUUAAUUGUCUCAAGUUUGAAACUCAAUUCUGCAUUAAAUACACAGGUCGUAUGUAGGAAAAUUAAAGUCGCGCUAAAACCAACAGAAGACGUCAAACACAGCAGACCACAAUCGACAAAUUCAGUGCCGAGAGAACUUCAAAUUUCUAGCAAAAGCAUACAAAUUUUGGGGUAGGCACUUAUAAAAUAUUUGAAGCAAGAUUAAUUAAUUCAUAGGAAAUUUGACGGUUGAAGACGAUGUUCUGAGUGAGAAAAUAUUAAUAAAUGGUGAAUAGGUACGGAUUUGGAAGGAGAUGGAUGUCACCUGUUUCAAGGUACUGUGCCAGAAUUUGCAUGGAGGGAUUAACGAAGUCCAUACAAAGUGAAUUGCGAGAACUGAAAACCCAUUCGUGAUUCGAACCUGUGAUCUCCCGAAUGACAUCAAAUACCAGCCUGUUCCAGAGAUCUACCAGGAAUAGAUAAUGUGGUUUUGGAAGAUAUCGCAUAAAGAAGAACUUGAUGAUUUAAACAUGUAGCGCAGGAUGAUAUGCGGCACGAACAAACUAGUGCGCUGCUGUCUCAUUGCAUUCUCCCUGUUCCAUGUUACCAGCGCCUGGAAAUCGGACCGCAGACCCCAAGUGUAUGGAGACAAAAUACCGCGAAGGGUACUCGAACCAACGCACAAGCGGGUGCAGAGGAACAUCGUGCUGUACCACAACUUCUUUCGGACACGCGUCACUCCCCCUGCAGCAGACAUGCUCAGCAUGAGUUGGAACAAAGAUGCUGCCCGAUCUGCCCAACGCUGGGCAGAAAAGUGUAUGCUGCUGACACAUGACAACGUGACUGGACGAUGGGUGGACAAUUUUGGUUCCUGUGGACAGAACAUUUUUGUGUCCACACACCAGGUGCCCUGGUACUUCGCUAUCAAAACAUGGUUCUUGGAGAGGCAUGACUUCACAUACGGCUCUUCACGAAAUGACCUGUUUAGGGUGGGCCAUUACACGCAGCUAGUGUGGGCUACCACACACAAAGUGGGCUGUGGCUUCCAGAAGUGUGAACGUGGAGGUAUUAAAGGCAAGCCCUAUUACAACUAUGUCUGCAAUUAUUGUCCCAUAGGGAAUUUCAUGGACCGGCUAGGGCGACCUUACAAGAAGGGGGCUCCAUGCUCACAAUGCUCCAAACACUGUCGCCUGAAGAAGCUGUGCAUGAACUCAUGUCCCUCAGCAGACUUGUGGGCCAACUGCCAAGAACUCAACAACACAUGGCAUGACUGGCUGUGCCAGAAUUAUUCUCACGAGGGUCGUGAUCGCCACCGCCACUGUUCAGCCACCUGUAACUGCCAUGACAGGAUCAUCUAACAUUUAUUGUUUUCAGAGAAAAAAGGAACCUAAAACACCAAACACAGUUUUAUUUAAUUGUACAUGAUGUUCAGUGCUUCUUGUAUGGGUUUUGGUCCUUAGAUUUGUCUGAACAAUAUUCCAUAUUCCUCCACAAACUCAGCAGUGAUUGUAUCAUAUUCUUCAGUUCCUUGUCCCACAUGAGCAGCUGACAGGAUACACAUCUAGCCAUUUCUUUUUCACUUUUUGUCUCCCCACCUUGCUUAACAGAAACAUCUGUUUGCCAGAGUAAAAACUUGGUGCAGAGCGUUAGCAGAUGCCAUGAUCGCUGCUCAAUAGAGCAGCUGUCGGCAUGGUUUCGUUCUCACUUGCUUAGUUAGUGAAACAGCUAGGUUAGUGUUCGAUAAAUUCCAACCGGGAGAGAAGCGCAAUGCUGACUUGUGCUAUGAUGUGAAAUGUGGAAAAAAAUCUGAUAGAAAUGUGGUCAGU
This is a messenger RNA of Zootermopsis nevadensis, 1958 nucleotides long. NCBI's taxonomy places the organism in Eukaryota, Metazoa, Arthropoda, Insecta, Blattodea, Termopsidae. The record is from RefSeq and is a predicted model, not a curated record.